Sesamum indicum (sesame) is the source of this 1120-nucleotide messenger RNA. The record is from RefSeq and is a predicted model, not a curated record. NCBI's taxonomy places the organism in Eukaryota, Viridiplantae, Streptophyta, Magnoliopsida, Lamiales, Pedaliaceae.
UGGACAGGAUAUACGAAAAUACUUGUAAUAACUCUUUGAUAACUUUCAUUGGAGGGCAGAAGUCAAGCUUCUUGGUUUGCUGCUGCGCCCUCCCACUUUAAUGGAAAUUAACAUUCCUUGGUGUCCCUGUUGCCUCGACUCGGCAUGAUUGAUCUUUCCUUCAACUCAUUAACAGGAGAUAUAACGUCCUCAGUCUUGAAUUUGAAGAGACUAUCUGUGUUAAACCUCCAGUUCAAUUCAGUCUCUGGAGGCAUCCCCCAAUCUUGAUAUUCCAAGUCUCAAGCAUUUGAAUUUUGAGCUAUAACUCACUGAACGGUUCGAUCUCACCGUCCCUUCAGAAGUUCCCGGUUUCUUCUUUCAUAGGCAAUGCUCAUCUCUGAAUUAUUGCUCAUCUCCUUCCAGUUGCUCAACACCUGAAAGUUCUUCUCCCACAAUAUCUGGAAGACAAAAUGCUGCAAACUCAGGAAAACUUAAUUCAGAAUUUAUCAUAGCUAUUUCUGUUGGUGGGGUUUCCCUUCUGAUUCUCCUAGUUUUUCUGCUGUCUGAAGAAGAAAAACGGCGGCCAUGCUAAUGUGAUCAAAGUUAAGACCUCUAAUGGUGGAAAGAAUGAAAAUUUGAAAUCUGAGGACUUUGGGAGCGGGAUGCAAGGAGCAGAGAGAAACAGGCUAGUCAUUUUUGGAGGAUCUUCGUUUAGCUUUGAUCUUGAGGACUUGCUAAGGGCGUCGGCAGAAGUUCUUGGGAAGGGAACGUAUGGUACAACUUACAAAGCAGUUCUGGAUGAAGCAACAGCAGUUGCAGUGAAAAGAUUGAGGCAAGUGAGGGUUGGCUUGAUCGGCAUCCAAACAUUGUCCCACUGUUUGCCUAUUGUUCCAAGGAUGAGAAGCUUCUUGUUUACGAAUACAUGCCCGCCAGCAGCUUGUCUGCAUGGCAACAGAGGUGGAGGGAGAACUCCACUAGAUUGGGAUGCCAGGCUAUAAAGAAAAGCUCCAGAAGCCUUUGAAACAAGAAAAGCCACUCAAAAAUCUGAUGUCUAUAGCUUUGGUGUCAUCCUCCUUGAGAUGACCUUUAAACCUUAUUUCUUUCUUAACUGUAUCGAAUCUCUAUUUCAAAUUUUAUUGCA